This is a messenger RNA of Dujonia railenensis, 1002 nucleotides long. Lineage: Eukaryota; Fungi; Ascomycota; Pichiomycetes; Serinales; Debaryomycetaceae. The record is from the annotation of a GenBank genome assembly.
AUGUCUAUCAGUUUCGCAUCGUCGACGUCUGAUUUCGACGCAUACCUUGAACACAACAAAUAUGUACUUGUUAAUUUCACUGCUUCGUGGUGCGGGCCAUGUCAAGCAGUAAAGCCAAUUUUGGAUCAAUUCUAUACAGACUCUACUGGCAAAUACGGUGGGGUCGAAUUCAUAAGGGUAGACUUAGAUUCUCAGAAGUCUUUGGCCUCCAGAUACCAGAUCACCAGUGUGCCUACAUUUAUCUUCGUCGAGGACAAAAAUGAAGUUUCAAGAGUUAAGGGUGCAAACUUGCCAGAGAUAUUAAAGGGCUUGGAUAAGUUGAAUGAAGGAGCCAAAAGAGAUAAUACCAAGAGAAAUGGGUCAGGUUCGUUCGCAUCUAUGUCUGGUGCUACUGUGGCUGGUUCUCUGUUGCUUAAGGACGUGGAGUCUUUCAUCCCCAAGGGAUACGAAGUGCUCAAUGACUUCAUCCACUUUGGCGAAUUUGAAUCGUUGAACGUUCAAACAUACUUCAGAAAGGGCGAAGAUGAUGAUAUCAAGUCUGUAUUCAAGCCGGCUUCCCCAUCGUCCUUGGUGUACACUGAUGCUGAUUCCCAAGGGUUAUUCUACAUCCCCUUCAUGAAUAUAUCCAAGGUAUACUCCAUCUUGCUUAAAGUCUCUGAGAGACCUGAAGAGUACGAAAAUGCCACAUUAGAUUCAGACGAACAGACGCAGAAGCCAUCUUCUAUCAAAAUUUGGUUGAACCAGAAUUCCAUCUUAUCGUUCGAUGAUGCUAACCAAGACAACAACGCACCCCAUAUUGAAGAGAUUACAGAAUUCAACGAAAAGGGCUGGUAUGAAGUGAAGUUGAAGUUUGUCAGAUUCCAGAAUGUACAAUCAUUAAAUAUCUUCAUCGAGGGUGAAGAUGAGGACGACCACACUCUUGUUGAAAAGAUUAUUGUUGUUGGACUCAAUGGAGAGCUGAAGGAUCAAGGAAAGAUUCUGAAACUUGACGAUGACGAGUAA